AUGCAAAAUUAUCUUUGGAUUAAUAAAUAGAAAAGAGAGUAAGUUUAUAAUAUUAUUAAGUAAGUGUGGGACAAGGAGAUAUUAAGUUUUAGUAUUAUCAAUUUUGGUUUUUAUAGAUUUAAAUGAUGGAUGUGAGCUAAAUUUAGUGA
Paramecium primaurelia is the source of this 149-nucleotide messenger RNA. The record is from the annotation of a GenBank genome assembly. Lineage: Eukaryota; Ciliophora; Oligohymenophorea; Peniculida; Parameciidae.